Messenger RNA from Colletotrichum phormii, 1578 nucleotides. Its product is annotated as pantothenate transporter liz1. The record is from RefSeq and is a predicted model, not a curated record. The transcript is spliced from 13 exons. Gene Ontology annotation, biological process: transmembrane transport. Gene Ontology annotation, molecular function: transmembrane transporter activity. Gene Ontology annotation, cellular component: membrane. NCBI's taxonomy places the organism in Eukaryota, Fungi, Ascomycota, Sordariomycetes, Glomerellales, Glomerellaceae. Bases 1 to 1578 code for a protein of 525 amino acids.
AUGGAUGCGGAAAAGAAGACCCACGAGGCCAACUUGGCUACCUCGACAGCGUCGGAUGUCGGCGUCGGCGUUCACGAGGAUGCGCCUCAGAAUGUCUCUUGGAGAAGGAAGAUUCUCUAUCACCUCUGGGAUGCUGACCAGCAUCUGAAGAGUCCUCAGGAACGCGCUUUGGUUCGAAAGCUGGAUUUCGGCAUCCUGAUUUGCGCCACUCUUGGCUGGUGGAUGAAAUACAUUGACCAGAGCAACAUCACGAAUGCCUAUGUCAGCGGGAUGAAGGAGGAUUUGAACAUCCAAGGAAACGAGUAUACUUAUAUGCUCAUGUGCUACACCAUCGCCUUCGCCAUCAUGCAAAUCCCAUCAAACCUAAUCGCCCUCAAGAUCCGUCCUCGUUAUUGCAUCGUCUUUUGCGAACUGGGAUGGACGGCCUUUACCUUCGCCCAGGCCGCGGCCCAGAGCAGCAACCACAUGUACGCCUUCCGCUUCAUGAUUGGCCUCUUCGAAUCCGGCUUCUCGCCUAUCAUCAUCUUCCUCCUCGGAUCGUGGUACACUAAGCCCGAGCUCGCGAAGCGCGUGGCCAUUUGGCACAUCACCGGCUUCUUUGGUCAGGCGACGUCUGGGUUCUUGCAGGCUGGGAUUCAUAGGUCGCUGAAUGGGCAUUUGGGGUUGGCGGGGUGGAGGUGGAUGUAUAUCGUCUGCGGCUGUAUGUCACUACCGGUUGCUCUCUCCGUGUGGUGGUUACUGCCUGAUUACCCGCAUAACACGACUGCGUGGUACCUUACGGAAGAGGACAAGCAGAUUGCGAUGCAGCGCGCGGCGAAGCAGGGUAAGGCGGAGAUCACGGGGGUUGUGGACGUGAAGCUUCUCAACCGCAUGUUUGGGAACUGGCGAUGGUGGAUCUUGUGCUUGAUGUACAUCUUCUAUGGCAACUCGUGUCAGGCUAACAACUAUUUCGCCAUCUACCUCCGCGAGAACGGAUAUAGCGUCACUCAGCGUAACGUCAUUCCGGCCUGCGCCAACCUCGUCACCAUGGUCACGGACUUUGCUUGGGGCUUCAUGUCGGACAUGACUGGCAACAGACCACUGUGGAUCAUUGGCCCUCUGAUGGGAACGACCGUUGUCGGCUCUUCGAUCCUUACGGCGUACCCGCCGACCGAUGCUGCACGAGUAGCCGGCUUCUUCCUCGUGUCUUGCGGUUAUGUCACGGCUGUUACUUGGACCUGGGCAAAUGAGGUGAAUAAUGGCAACGCGGAAGAGCGUGCCUUGACUAUUUCCAGCAUGAAUGGUUUGUUCUACGCAACCAACUCUUUCUUGCCCAUCCUCAUCUUCCCGCAGACCAUGGCACCCACGUUCGAGCGAGGCUUUCCCUCCAUCCUUGCGUUCGCGCUCGCUGCCGUGGUACUCGUCUUCGUUGCGGACUUCUUGCAUAAGCGUCAGCUGCGACAAGAAGCACAUGCCGCUGGCGUACAGCCCGCUUCUGAGACUGCAGUUGAGAGUGAAGCCGACAAGAAGGAGAAGGAGAUGGAGGGAAGACUUUCUGCAGCUAUUGAGCCAGUUCAGAACUCUUCUAGUAUCAUCUGA